UUUUCAUAUUUAAGUUAAAUAGUAAAUUAAACAUUUAAAGUUAAGACAUAAUAAGAAAAGCCAUUUAAAGUUGGAAUUAAAUGAACACAUGUGAACACCAACCUCGCUCUCUAUAGAAAGCCUUCAAAAACCUAUUAUAAAUACACACCUCUCAAACUCUCUCCCUUUAACUCUUAAGUUUUUCUUUCUUCUUUCUCUGCUCUCAAAGUUCAAGAGAACUCUAUCCUUAUUAACUUGCAACGAUAACUAAAACCGGUGUAAUCGUGAUAUAUAUAUAGCGGAAGAUGGGCGGUCCGGGAUCAUCGCCAUGUGCUUCGUGUAAGCUUCUUCGACGACGAUGUGCAAAAGAUUGCAUCUUCGCACCUUAUUUUCCUCCUGACGAUCCUCACAAAUUCGCCAUUGUUCAUAAGGUCUUCGGCGCCAGCAACGUUAGCAAAAUGUUGCAGGAGCUACCGGUUCAUCAAAGAGCUGACGCGGUGAAUAGUCUGGUUUUCGAAGCAAACGCACGAGUUAGAGAUCCGGUAUACGGAUGCGUAGGAGCAAUCUCCUACUUACAAAACCAAGUCUCGCAGCUUCAGAUGCAACUAGCAGUGGCUCAAGCCGAGAUUCUCUGCAUUCAGAUGCAAAAUGAGCCAACCUUACAGUCUCAUCAUCAAGUUCUUGAACUAGACCAAGACCACAAGGCUCUCUUGCUAAACAACAACAACAUCAAUAACUGCAACACCAACAACAACAACAACAACAAUAACAACUUGGGUUAUGCCAUGUCUUCUGGCCAGUUCAACUCUAACUUUGCAUCUCCAAGUAGCAUAAUGCAAAUGCAGAUGCAAAUGCAAAUGCAAGACCCUCUUAAGCAAGAGUCUCUUUGGACUUAAUGUAAUAAUAAUAAUAAUAAUUAAUUUUCGACAAGUUUGCUACUUAGCUUGGUUAUGUUGAAAAAGAGAAUAUGGGGACAGGUUUCGUGUAAGGGAAGUAGUAUAAGUCAAAGCUUAAAUGCAUGCAUGUGAUGGUGAUGAGAUGUAGUUUAGAAGCUUUAGAACUAGAGAUCUGUUUAUUUUUUCCUUUU
This is a messenger RNA of Arabidopsis lyrata subsp. lyrata, 1066 nucleotides long. Its product is annotated as LOB domain-containing protein 12. The transcript is spliced from 2 exons. Lineage: Eukaryota; Viridiplantae; Streptophyta; Magnoliopsida; Brassicales; Brassicaceae. The coding region runs from base 285 to 875 and encodes 196 amino acids. The record is from RefSeq and is a predicted model, not a curated record.